Paralichthys olivaceus (Japanese flounder) is the source of this 1145-nucleotide messenger RNA. RefSeq names its product potassium channel tetramerization domain containing 6a (gene kctd6a). Gene Ontology annotation, biological process: protein homooligomerization. The record is from RefSeq and is a predicted model, not a curated record. Gene Ontology annotation, molecular function: protein binding. Lineage: Eukaryota; Metazoa; Chordata; Actinopteri; Pleuronectiformes; Paralichthyidae.
UCCUGCAGCUCAGUGUCUCCUGCAGCUCAGUGUCUCCUGCAGCUCAGUGUCUCCUGCAGCUCAGUGUCUCCUGCAGCUCAGUGUCUCCUGCAGCUGAAUCCUGUUGAAGCAGCGAUGGAUCGUGGGUGUUGGUGGAAAAACGCAGAAAUGAUCCUCUCAACAGUUUGACCUGAAGAGAAACCGCACAGGCUUUGAGCCACUCCAGGGCUGCAGAUGGAGAAUGGAGACCUGGGUCACAUGAUGGGGGCGCCAGUGACUCUGAAUGUCGGCGGUUGUGUGUACAGCGUGUCUGUGUCCACGCUGCAGCGUUAUCCAGACUCCAUGUUGGGAGCCAUGUUCAGAGGAGACUUCCCCACAGUGAAGGACUCACAUGGAAACUAUUUCAUCGACCGGGACGGUCCACUGUUUCGCUACAUCCUCAACUUCCUGCGGACAUCAGAGCUUACGCUACCGUGUGAUUUCAAGGAGACGGAGCUGCUCAGGAAGGAGGCAGACUUCUAUCAGAUUGAGCCCCUGAUCCAGUGCCUGGGAGACCCCAAACCCAUGCUGCUCUACCCCACUGACACUUAUGAGGAGGUGGUUGAACUGUCCAGUACCAGGAAACUGUCUAAAUACUCAAACCCAGUUGCAGUUAUCAUCACCCAACUCACCAUCACCACCAAGGUCCAUGCAGUGUUGCAGUCCAUCUCCAGCAGUUUCACAAAGUGGAACAAACACAUGAUGGACACCAGAGACUACCAGGUGUCCUUCACCUUCGGCCCAUGUGACCACCAACAGGAAGUGAGCCUGCGAGUCCACCUGCUCGACUUCAUCUCCAAAAGUGGUUUCACUAUACGCAACACGCGUGUUCACCACAUGAGUGAACGAGCCAAUGAAAACACAGUGGAACACAAUUGGACGUUCUGCCGACGAACUCGGAAAGUUAGUGACUGACGGAUUAACCACAUGGAUGGACUGGACGUUACCAUGGUGUCCUCAGAUAAACAGAGAUUUGUUGGUGAUGGUGGUUUUGUUGAUAUGUGAUGUUUUGCAUGAUGUGUGUUGUUUUUGAGUAGUUUCCUCAGUCUACUCAGAAGAGUAACUGUCAGGCUAGCCAUUAGCCGCUUUUGUUAAUUAUUGUCAAGUUUAAACAUGCAUUUAAUUUG